This is a messenger RNA of Mycotypha africana, 1391 nucleotides long. RefSeq names its product PQ loop repeat-domain-containing protein. The record is from RefSeq and is a predicted model, not a curated record. The coding region runs from base 104 to 1189 and encodes 361 amino acids. The transcript is spliced from 2 exons. Lineage: Eukaryota; Fungi; Mucoromycota; Mucoromycetes; Mucorales; Mycotyphaceae.
AACUAACAACAACAAAUCUAUUGUAAAUUAUGAACAGUACAUAUUUGGCGAUUGUGUAUACGGGUCCCAAGACGCAAUAAGUACCUUACUGGGUUACGCUUCUAUGUUAUUCUGGUUGAAUGCCCAGUUACCGCAAGUCAUUACAAAUUACAAAGCGGGUUCAACCGAAGGCUUAAGCCUGAAUUUCUUAGCGAUAUGGCUAGCAGGCGACUCUACUAAUCUGGUUGGCUCUCUUUUAACACACCAACUACCCUUUCAAAUAUAUCUUGGAACUUACUUUGUGUUUAUCGAUCUAUGUUUAUUGGCACAAUGGAUGUAUUAUAAAAACAAGAACAAACAAGACGAGUAUGUCAUUAUACCCUCAUCCACAUCAACUACAGUGGUAGCAGUAGAUGAUUAUUACAGUUAUACCGAUAGCUUCAACAACCGCAGCUCAUUAUUAUCAUUACAGCACCCAGCAUAUAGGAAUAUACCCGUUCACCAUUACCAUUAUGUUCCCUCUCCCAAUAAUACAGCAAGCACUGUGAACUAUACGGCCACAGAAUCAACCCCCUUUUCAUCUUCCGCUUCACCCUCCAAGUGGUAUACAUUAUCGAUCACACCAGCCAAUAUCACCAAAGAGGAUACGAAGGAUAGCGAUCUUGACAGCACGAAUAACAGUAUCAAAACAACGGCUACUGUUCAUAACCACUCUAAUGCUACCAAAUUGCUAUCCAUAUUGUUCUUUUCAUCAUUCUAUUUUAUUCCCCAGUCAAAUAUCAUUACAACAACCACCGAUACUGUUAUUAGCAGCAGCAGCAGUCAUAGUCUAUCUAUUACAUCAGCAGUAGAUCAAGACACCAUACUUUGGAUCGGUCGGGUGAUUGCCUGGACUUGCACUUGCUUGUACCUGACGUCCCGAAUACCCCAACUGUUGAAAAAUUACUACAGACAAUCCGUCGAAGGUCUGUCUAUUUCUCUAUUUAUUUUCGCAGCUUUAGGCAACCUAACGUAUGCCUCCAGUAUUCUAUUACAUCCUCAACAAACCACAGCUAUCUUAUUAGAAGCUCUACCUUUUCUGAUUGGUAGUGUUGGUACACUUAUAUUUGAUCUCUCCAUCUUUUGCCAAUUUAUAUGGUAUAUCCUACAAAAGAAAAAGAGAGAAAGUCAUAGACUUAGAAAUAAACAAAUCAAUGAAAAUGCUGUUUAGAAUCUAUGCUUUUUUUACUCUAUUAUGUUCCAACACGACACCUCAUUCUUUGCGGAAAAACCUUGGUCCUUACUUCUUCCCUGCUUUGACUCUGAAAUAAUAAAGUUUUCUAAUAUUAGACUUGUAUGAUUUUGAUCUAGACAAAGGGAUAUAUCAUAGGGGUUCAUUGAUUUUAUUCAGAUUUUAUAGUCUAAAUAAACAA